GUAGAUAAUGCGUAAGCGUUCUGCGACGCUUCGAAAGGCCAAGGCUCGAGGAGGCUGAGGUGACACUUUUGUAUAUGUUUAAUUGAAGGGAAAAGCCGUAUGCCUGCACUUCACCACCGUCGAUGUACGCCGCAGCCCCUUUUAUGACUGCGCUCUACAACGAUGUCAAGGAUCGCCUACCGCUGUGGAACACGGAAUACGCCGAUCUCGCAGGCACCACUGUGAGGGCGGUGACGAGUACGUGGGUGAGUCCGGAGAAGAAGAAAGACGCGAAAGUUUUCUUAGGCGUGGAGGCCAACACGCGCGCAGUCAUCACUCCGGAGGUUGUUGCGCAGUGGGUGCAACACGUAGCGCGCUUCUACAGCCAGCAAGUGACGGGGGAGUUCCUCUGUUAUCUGUGUUUCAUUGAUGCGGCGGGAUCGGUGUCCUACUACGCAUGUGAGACCGCGACAGUGGACUCGUAA
Leptomonas pyrrhocoris is the source of this 464-nucleotide messenger RNA. RefSeq lists its product as hypothetical. Lineage: Eukaryota; Euglenozoa; Kinetoplastea; Trypanosomatida; Trypanosomatidae. The coding region runs from base 123 to 464 and encodes 113 amino acids. The transcript has a single exon. The record is from RefSeq and is a predicted model, not a curated record.